UUUCCCAAUUCCACCUUCACCUCUCUCUAUGCAGUUUCUUCAUUCUUCUCCUUUAUUUUUCGAUCAAGAUUUAUUUUAUUUUAUUUUAUUUUGAGGCCUUCUUUCGACAAUUCAUCGUCUCGAAACUUGAAGAUAAAACCUUUCUGCACCUUACGCAUUAACGCCUGUCUGAAUUCUGCAAAUUCAUGCAUUGUUUUGCUCAUGAUUUUCCACUUCUUGACAACUCCUUUGUCGCAGGAAUCGGUAACAUAGGGAACAAUGGCUCGACAACAGGGGGACGAAAUGGAUUAUGCCGCUGACGAUAAUGAAAUGGCGGAUGCAGAAGAUGAUAUAUAUUUUCGGGGCAGAGUGUUUGGUGAUUCAGAGUCCGAAUCCGAUGAGGAUGAUGAAUAUGAAUCAAUGGAAAAUCGAAUGACAGACACCACUGCUGCAGAAGCUAGGAAAGGAAAGGAUAUUCAAGGUAUACCUUGGGAUAGACUGAGCAUUAGUCGUGAGAAGUAUAGACAAACUAGACUAGAACAGUACAAGAAUUAUGAAAAUAUACCUCAAUCAGGCGAACUGUCAGAAAAGGAAUGCUCACCAACAGAUAAGGGAGGAAAGUAUUAUGAUUUCUGGCAAAACACUAGAUCUGUGAAAUCAACAAUACUUCAUUUCCAAUUGAGGAAUUUGGUGUGGUCAACAUCUAAACAUGAUGUGUAUCUUGUUUCGAGUUACUCAAUUAUACACUGGUCUUCUUUAAGUUCCAAGAAAUCAGAAAUACUGAAUGUAGCAGGGCAUGUAGCUCCAUGCGAGAAACAUCCUGGAAGCCUUUUGGAAGGAUUUACUCAGACACAGAUUAGUACACUGGCUGUGCGGGAUAAUUUGUUGAUUGCUGGGGGUUUUCAAGGAGAACUUAUUUGCAAGUACAUAGAUCGACCGGGGGUUAGUUUUUGUUCAAGAACUACUUAUGAUGACAAUGCAAUAACAAAUGCUGUUGAGAUAUAUGAGCAUCCAAGUGGAGCUGUUCAUUUCAUGGCUUCGAAUAAUGACUGUGGAGUUCGAGACUUUGACAUGGAAAAAUUUCAGCAUUCCAAGCAUUUUUCCUUCUCUUGGCCUGUAAAUCAUACUUCAUUGAGCCCAGAUGCGAAACUGCUUGUGAUUGUUGGAGACAACCCAGAAGGAUUACUAGUGGAUUCUCAAACUGGAAAGACUGUCAAGUCUUUAUCUGGACACUUGGACUACUCAUUUGCAUCUGCAUGGCAUCCUGAUGGCCACAUUUUUGCUACCGGUAACCAAGACAAAACAUGCCGUGUUUGGGACGUUAGGAACUUGUCAAAGUCUGUUGCUGUGCUUAAGGGCAACCUUGGAGCUAUACGUUCUAUAAGGUUCACAUCUGAUGGGCGAUUCAUGGCAAUGGCCGAACCAGCUGACUUUGUGCAUGUCUAUGAUGUAAAGAGUGGGUUCGAGAAGGAGCAGGAGAUCGAUUUUUUUGGGGAGAUCUCUGGUGUAUCUUUUAGCCCUGACACAGAAUCACUUUUCGUUGGUGUUUGGGAUCGCACCUAUGGAAGCCUUCUUCAGUACAAUCGGCGGAGAAACUAUAAAUAUCUCGACUGCGUGUAAAUUUGACUGCAUACCCCUUGUCUAUAAGCUCCUACAGUUUAUGUUCUUCUGUCUAGGAAUUGUGGCACCACUUGACUGAAAAAAAUGAUCGGUGGCAUGCUUCAUCAUACAAUGUAGGAUGAUAAGGUCGUUACAUAAACUCCGUUGUUUUAAAUAACCUUGAUUUCCUA
Vigna angularis (adzuki bean) is the source of this 1769-nucleotide messenger RNA. RefSeq lists its product as uncharacterized. The transcript has 10 exons. The record is from RefSeq and is a predicted model, not a curated record. The coding region runs from base 259 to 1599 and encodes 446 amino acids. Gene Ontology annotation, molecular function: protein binding. NCBI's taxonomy places the organism in Eukaryota, Viridiplantae, Streptophyta, Magnoliopsida, Fabales, Fabaceae.